AAAUACAGGCGGCUAAGGGCGCGGUUCACGUUUGAGGCUCCUGCAGCAGCUGGUUAGAAUAUCUGCCUAUGUUUCGGCAGCAUUCUUCAGUGUCACAGCCUUCACAUUCGCCGUCAACUUCCCAGCCAUACUUCUCUAGGAUACUAUUGCCGAAAGAGUCUAGUAAUGGUGCAGUUAAUCAUUCACGAAGAAGACAUUCUGUUCUAAAUGGUUCAAGUUCAAACUCAUCUGAACGUUCAAAGCAGUCAUACGUUUCAGCCUAUUUUUCUCGUGAUCAGGAUACACGAAAAGGUUCACCAAGUUAUAUGCCAACUAUCUUCAACUUUCAGCCUGUAAAUGAUUAUCAUUCUCCAGCACUUAGACGUCGCAUUAUUCGAGCUGAAAGCACAAAGACAAGUCUAAUUGGAACACCUGAGCCUCCGAAUUCUAAUGUCACUAUUCAGCGUGGUUUACAGCUCUUUGGGUCAAAGAAGCGUCUUCGUGAACCUGUGACUGCUAACGCAGAAGAAUCAACUCAUGGUGGAUUUGAUUUUGCAAGUUCUAAACGUCGACGAACCUCUGGUACAUUCGACAUAUCUACCCUAGGUUGUACAACCGAUAUUGAUGGCUUUUCCUUCACAUCACUGCGUCAAUUAAAAAACGAAGUCGUCAUCAGGAAUGUUCAUUCAGAUGCUAGCAUAGUCUCUCAUGAAAACAGUGGUCAGAAUAGUAAAUGUGUCCAAACUCAAGAGGUUAAUGAAUGUGGAGAUAAGAAAACGGAAACAGGUAUUCUUUUCACAGGGUAUGUAGAGUCAUCUGGGACUACCACUCGCGGGUCUGGUGCUGCUUUGAGGCGGAAGAUUCCAUACAUGUCACCUUCUGAACUUGAGGCUCAUUUGGUGUCUAUCAACGCUGUAACAUAUUCGGAGCAAAAUUCAGUCGAUAACUCUUCGAACACAAGUGAUGUUAGUCUUACAGAAGACGAUACGCUGCCUGUUGUGUGUAUGAGGAAGAAAUGUAAAGCUCGUAGAAUAGCAGACGAGGAUAACCAACACAAGGACUCAGUUCUAUCUUUAAAUGUUUCUACGUCAUCUGCAGUUAAUAAUACAGCAGACUGCGACUCUGAAACAGAUGAUUCAGAACCCACAGUUGUGAAGAUAACUUCCCUAAAUAGAUUUAUUUCCAACCUUGAAGGUCACUCAAACUCAUUUUUCAACAAAAUCGAUCACUCACAAAGUAAGAGUUCAUCGUUUAAUUGCUCUCCAGGUGGGUUUGAUAUGGAGUUACGAGUGAAGCGCAUUCGUGAACUUAUUGCAGCAAAAUCAAAUAAUCACGUUUCUGUUAGUUUGCCUAGUGUAGAAGCUCAUGUUACCACUACUUCCAAUACAAUUAAGAGCAUUUCUCAACCUACCACUCAGAAUUUAUCUAAUCUGAAUCCUCCUCCUAUCACUUCUGUGUUAUCAUCAGUUCCAAGUGUAUCUUCUAUCUCUUCCACAAGUUUUACACCAAGUGUCGUGUGUAGUGCUCCUUCAUUAGUUAGAACUAUCACCUCAGUCAGUAGUGCAAUAUCAUCUUCACCCUCAUCUAAGCUUUCCGCUUUUCCUGUAUCCAGUUCAAACAACGGAAUUGCGAACACUCAGCCUGCCACGUCCACUACUGUGGCUGUGACGACAGUUGUCAGUCUGCCUGUAACUAUAAGUUUCGGUUUUACAACCACGUCGAAUGUAUCAAGUUCACUCAUACCAACGGCUACGGUAGGUAACGUGGCAGCAACUAAGGGGACAUCAGUUGCGUUUUCUUUUCCUUUUUCUGCUUGUACUGCACAAAUUGCAAGUUCAAAAGAGCCAACUAUAACUUCCACAGUAGCACCAUCAAAAUCCCCCAUAUCAUUUCCAGCUUUUACAUCAGGCGUAAAAGUGGGUGUUACAUCUACUCAAACUGCUUCCUCAGUAGUUCAGCCUGCCGUGUUUUCUUUUCCAAAUAGUACCCCGACAACAUCGACGGGUGCGGGGACUUUUAUGGCCGUAACAACGGCAACAACAACAGCAUCAGUGACGACAACAGCAGCAGUGACAACAACGGCAGCUUUUUCCUUUGUAUUUCCACUCACUUCCUCAACUUCGUCGCCGUUACAAACGACUUCUUCAAGUGCAACAUCAGCAACAAAUACUUCAAGUGUUUUUGAAUCUGUGAAGCCCAUAUCUACAUUCAGUGGAUUUUCUUUCUCAAAGUCGAGUUCUACACCAUUACAGACUCCUAGUAUAUCAACUGUUGUGGCUAGAACUUCAGCUCAGAGUGAUAGCAGCAGUAGUAGUUGUAGUAAAUCUUUCAACUUUGGUACAAGUAAUUCUCAGCUUCCUUCAGGAACAGCUUCAAUAUUUACAUUUGGUGCACCCAAGACAACUGUUUCUUCGUCUAAUGUAGUUCCAUCCCUUAGCAUCACUUCGAGUUCUGCAUCAUCAUUUUUGAGUUCGUUUUCCAAUCCUACAUCUGUAACAAGUAGCUUUGCAUUCGGAUCAAAUGUAUCUAAGCCGCCUACCACAUCGGUUGUGUUCGGUACUCUUGGUCAGUCUGCUGUUACAACAGCAUCUCUUAGCAGUGCAAAUAAUAUGGGUCUGUUUAACUUCACAUCUCCAGCUGCUAGCAGUUCUAGUUUAUCUUUAUUUAGUUCUACCGGAUCUACCACUGUUAACUCCUUAUUCCCAACGUCUGUAUCUACUGUCAGUACUGCUAGCACAGCGUUAUUUUCGACUCCUGUGUCUGUGUCUCAGUCCACAUCUAUCGCGAAUAAUCCUUUCACUUUGGGGAUUAAACCAGCAAGUGUAACACCUUCAACAUCUUCAACGUUAUUUGGAGCAAAUAGUCAGCUUUUUGGAUCUACAAGUGCACCAUCUAUGAAGUUCAGUUUUGGUCAAUUAACACCUAGUACUACAUCUGGUGCAGCCACUACUAACGUGUUUUCAUUCAGUUCAACCAGUGUAACGACAUCUACAACUUCUGUAACCUCCUCCAGUACACUAUUUCAGUUUGGUAAUUCUAGCUCCUUACCUAAGGCAUCAGCAGCUACGGUUUGUCAAACAUUCUCUUUUGGUUCAUCUGCUCCUUUAUUUUCGUUUGGUCAGCAGUCAACAGCUGUAUCAUCCCAACCGACAACGUCAACUUCAACACUUAACUCAUGCCUUACUGCCGCUGCUUCUGCUGCCCCUGCUAUCACCAGUGCUACUGGUUUUCAGUUUGCUCCUACUACUGUAUUUCCAAGUAACAAUUCUUCGGACAAUUUUGGAGGGUUCAACUUCUCUCAAUCUCCAGCAUCAUCGUCAAGUGUUGUUAAUCCGCAAGAUGCUGGGUUUAUUUUUGGUCAAACAGGGUCGAAUACUAGCGUCAGCGCCAAUCCAUUCACCUUUGGUACAUCUAAUGGUCCAUCGACCAGCUCUACGAGUACUCCUCGACGUCGACCUCAUUCAAGCAGGCGCUCUCGUCGUGUAUAAUUUCUAACUAUUGAGAAAAUUCAAUUCCUUUUUCAGAUGAAUAAUAUUUUUACACCAGAGCUAUUGUGUGCAAGUGUGUAAACACGAACAAUUUUUGACCAUUGAUUAAAAAGAGUCAUACAUCCCCGUAUUGUCUUCACAAUAAUUUGUAUGGAGUUUUUCAAAUUCCCCUUUUGUAAUAUGAUAAUAUUUAGAAGUUUCUUCACUUUAUCCUUUUGUGAAUAGACAGAUUUCCAAACAGGUGUCCUUUAUGUGUUAUAAAUGUAAUCCUUAAUCAUUAUUUUGCAUUUGGAGGUAAAUCGAUUUUUUGAUUCUAUAUGAAGAUCGGAUCUAGAUCUCGUGUCCUGGUGCCAGUAGAAAACUGUUUACUUAGUAAAGUGCAUCCAUAUUUUCU
Messenger RNA from Trichobilharzia regenti, 3861 nucleotides. Lineage: Eukaryota; Metazoa; Platyhelminthes; Trematoda; Strigeidida; Schistosomatidae. The record is from the annotation of a GenBank genome assembly.